AAAGAGGCAUAUGGAGCUACUGGGACUGCUAGAACAAAAUCCCUGAAGGCUGUUAUUUUUUUUAUUUAUUUUUUUUAACCCCAUCUCAACUAAACCAGAAGUGUGAGUAAGAAAAUAAUGAACCUGGACAUAUCAAAAGUUAGUGAGGUCUGUCAAACACAGCCAUCCCUGUUACACAUCUGGGAUUUUAUUUUCAUUCCUCUUGCAGCUUCCUUUUGAAGUCCUCUGUGAGUGACUUAAACUCUGAGGUAAUUUGUGUAAACAUAUUGACUCGUUUGAUGGAUUUUACUUUCCUCACUGAACCUCUGAGGGUUGAGAGGAGCUCCGACUGAAACUUGACAAAUGAUCAGUGAGGACAUCUCCUUCCCUGGUGACAUGUGCUCAGAGGUGAGAGCAGGACAGCUCAAACUGUGGCCUCUGCGGACGCAACUCCUUCUGUGCAGAGAAACUGCUGCUGCUUCAGAGUGCUUAAUAAGGACAUCAAUGCUUCGCUGCACAAGAAUGUCCAGUCAUCUGGAGUGAGGUGGGGGUAAGCGACAGAGGAGAGCUGUUACUGUGAGGUGAUCCUUCGGGGGAGUUUUUAGCCAGCCUCUGACAUUAUUCAGUGGCGCUAGAACUAUCUGAAGAGCCUCAUCCUAACCAAGGAUCCUCCUUUCUUUAGGUCAAAUAAUCCAGGACAAGUCCACUCACCAGCUAACGGUUUGCCAGUAAGAGAUCCAGGUGUGAUGAAAGUACAGUUUGUUGGAUGCAAAACAAAGUGCUCAGAGAAGGACCAAAAACAGGGAGUGACAGAUUCCUCAGGAAUGAAACCAUUUUCCUCAGAGCUUUCCUACAGGGUGUGCAUCCAUCGUGAGAUGCCUCUGAGGUCCUGUAGCUCUGCCGUGUUUUUGGACAAGUCACUUUGCAUUUCGUUCGCAGAACUUGCAGCAGGAACAAGAGGAGUUCAAGCACCUCUGCACAGGUCUGCCCUGACUUGUCAACUCGGUGUGCAAUCUCUCUUUGGAUCCACCGUAGAUAAGAAAACAGCCAAAACAAAGGAGGUGUACAGAAGAGGUAACUUCAACAGGUGCAAUGGCCAUGAGCAGAGACUGGAUCACAGGGGGAGCCCUCUAUCAAAGCGCCGUGGACCCAGGACCAAUCAAAAGGCACCUGCUUGUGGCGCUAACAGUGAGGAUGAUGACUCAGAAAAGCAGAGCAGCAGCACUUCUUUGGGAUUGUCAUUCAGAGGGCCAUCUGCCUCAAACACAAAGGCUGCAAAGCAGAAGGGGAAUGCAAAUAAGGCAGUCUUCUCUGCUCUGAGCAACUUGAGGCACAUGCAGCACACGUUCACUUAUAGCCCAGAUUCAUGGAGCAUGAGCAAGCAAGGAGAGCGUCAAAAGACAAAUGGAGGACAAGAAGGUGGCAAAUCCACAGAACCUCAGAUAAUUUCUACUUGUCGUCACCGCUCACCACUGAAGAAUGAUUCUGUGGGAGGCAGUCUUAAAACCCUGAGCCUGAAAGAGGCAUUAGAACAUUUUAGACCAGACUUCAUCAGCCGGUCUCAGGGUCGAGUCAGGAUGUUAGAGCAGAAGGCCAGGAGAAGGAAAGCUCUGCAGGACUCAAAUUUAGCCCUUGGCCUAACAGGAGAUCAAGGCAAGCAAAAGAGACACUGCACAACACCCGAUCCACUCAGUGAUAACCUUUUCAAGCCGAGAGAGCGCUCUAUAUCAGGCAGAGAGAUGCAGCUCAGGUCCAGACGGAUUUACAACAAGUUGCCGGAGGUGACAAAGAAAAAGGAGGAGGAAAAAAAGAGGGCUAUAUCUCAAACCAAUAGACUGCGAGCAGAGGUCUUCAAAAAGAGAGUUCUGGACCAGAUUCUGCAAAGAUGAACUGAACCCCAUCAGGCGCCACCUUCAUUUUAAAAUACUGACUACAUAUGUAUGCAUUCCAUUCUUGGGUGGUGUCUAUUGAAUGUUCAGUGUUUGUUAGCUCUUUACAUUGUUGCAAACAGUAAAACUCGAUUUUGUUUGCAAUGUUCUCAAAAUCUCUUGUAACUGUUAGGUGGGGACUCGUUUUCCAGGUUUGAAAAUGUUUCAGAUUCAAAACCAUAAAAAUCUUAGAAAGAAGAAUUUAAAUUGUCAUGGUGUAUAAAUUAAAGCUGUGCUGUCUAUCUCUAUCACUAAAGUGAACAUAGAGAUGACGAAACAUGAGUGGCAUGUCUGAUAAGCAGCUGACUACAGAUAGUGUGACUGAAUACCGAUCAAAUACUAAGUUGUUAUACUUAUGGGACUAGUCAGGUCCAUUUUAGAGCAGAAAGAGUUAGGAAGUGUUUAUUUGAGAACUGUUACUAAAUGAGGAAAGUUGAUUGAACAUUUUUACAUUAGUCUUUCUAUCAAAAUUUAAAAUCCCUUUAAAUAAUCCUUAUAAGAAUCUAUUUAUAUAUUCUUUUAUUUUAGCACAAUCAGGAGCAAUUGUUGCGUUUUUGUUUUGCAUAAAAGCGUUUGGAUCAUGUUAUGCAUUUUAGCGUUAAAUCAUUGCAUUUACACUCUGAUGUAGUAAAACCAUUUAUUCAAGGUAAAGUAUACAUUUUCUGGCAUCGUUUUGUGUCAACAACUUUCACAGAAUGAACUAUUAAAGCCAGUUAAAGGUUUAAAUGAAGCAUGUUACCUUAACCUUUCAAAUGUGAACGACAAAUUGCUAAUAAAAUAAUCUACAAAUAAGUCAACCAAUGUUUAAAACUGAGUAUUCAUCAACAUUAUGCUCUUCAGAGUUGUGCAAACGUAAGAAGAAACAAUAGAACUACUGCGGUUAAAAGUUAGUUUUGACCUGAGCCACCUGACUUUGUCAGAGGGACAGCUUUGUCCUUAAAAUGAGGGAGCCAGACCAUGUUUCAUCAUUGGCUUCAUGUCUGUCUCAAGACCUCUGUGACCACCAAUCUGGAACGAUGGAAUUUCAAGCUAAUCAAACUCAUUGACACACAAGACAUGUGAAGAUAAAGGACUUAUGUCACAGAGCUCCAAACCAAAGAGUUCUAGGAGAGGAUGGUCCUAAAGUCCAAUUUGGGAGUUUGAUCAGUUUAUGGUCUGUGAGGGUGACAGCAUUUUAAAAAGAGAGAGUUAAAACAAACACAUCAUAAAUAUCAAAGGUGUGGUGACAAACAUUUUGUGAACCUCAAAAACUGCAUUUAAAAACAGAAUUGUAAACAGUAAAUAAAUCUGUGAUAUU
Poeciliopsis prolifica (blackstripe livebearer) is the source of this 3204-nucleotide messenger RNA. RefSeq lists its product as uncharacterized. The record is from RefSeq and is a predicted model, not a curated record. Gene Ontology annotation, biological process: regulation of centriole replication. The coding region runs from base 726 to 1868 and encodes 380 amino acids. The transcript is spliced from 7 exons. Lineage: Eukaryota; Metazoa; Chordata; Actinopteri; Cyprinodontiformes; Poeciliidae. Gene Ontology annotation, cellular component: cytosol; centriole; centrosome.